Pediculus humanus corporis (human body louse) is the source of this 435-nucleotide messenger RNA. RefSeq lists its product as uncharacterized. Gene Ontology annotation, cellular component: cytoplasmic U snRNP body; nuclear body. Lineage: Eukaryota; Metazoa; Arthropoda; Insecta; Psocodea; Pediculidae. The coding region runs from base 1 to 435 and encodes 144 amino acids. The record is from RefSeq and is a predicted model, not a curated record. Gene Ontology annotation, biological process: mRNA 3'-end processing by stem-loop binding and cleavage. The transcript is spliced from 3 exons. Gene Ontology annotation, molecular function: histone pre-mRNA DCP binding; U7 snRNA binding.
AUGGCUGAUGAUAUUCCGUUACAGUUUACAAGACAAGAAAAUAUUAUACUUCAAAAUAGUUUAUUAUGUUUAGUUAAAGCUUUAGAAAAUCGUUGUACGACGAUAGAUUUAAGAAAUGAAAUGUCCGUUACUGGGAAAAUUACUGAAGUUGAUGCGUAUAUGAAUAUUGUUUUAAGUGAUGCUGCAGUGUUUGAUACAGAUGGAGAAUGUCAGUAUUUUCCAGUGUUGCACGUUCAAGCAAGAAAUAUAAGAAAUGUACAUAUUCCAGACAAUGUAUCUAUUAUGCAAGCCAUUAAAAGUCAGUUGAAAACAAAUUCACCGAAAAUGAAUAAAAAGUUAACAUUUAAACAAAGUCGUGCCAAAAAACAACAUUUAGAAACAUUGAAAUUAAUCGAAGAAACCAAGAAAAACCAAUCGAAUAAAAAUGAAACAUAA